Manis pentadactyla (Chinese pangolin) is the source of this 3269-nucleotide messenger RNA. RefSeq names its product retinol dehydrogenase 7-like. The record is from RefSeq and is a predicted model, not a curated record. The coding region runs from base 96 to 1052 and encodes 318 amino acids. The transcript is spliced from 4 exons. Gene Ontology annotation, molecular function: oxidoreductase activity. NCBI's taxonomy places the organism in Eukaryota, Metazoa, Chordata, Mammalia, Pholidota, Manidae.
GGCAGGAAACAGUCCAGAAGUAGGCAAACAUAACAUGGGUCUGCGUGACACGGAAGAAUUUUCUUCUUUCUGGAAGGGAAGGACAGAUACCUGCCAUGUGGCUGUACCUGGCGGUCCUUGUGGGCCUGUAUUACCUCCUGCGCUGGUACCGGGAGAGGCAGGUGGUGAGCAACCUCCGAGACAAGUAUGUCUUCAUCACGGGCUGUGACUCGGGCUUCGGGAACCUGCUGGCCAGGCAGCUGGACACAAGAGGCUUGAGGGUGCUGGCUGCGUGUCUGACGGAGGAGGGAGCUGAGCAGCUGAGGCAGAAGACUUCAGACAGGCUGGAGACAGUGAUCCUGGAUGUCACCAAAACAGACAACAUUGCUGCAGCCACCCAGUGGGUGAAGGAGCAUGUGGAGCACAGAGGCCUCUGGGGUCUGGUGAACAAUGCCGGCACCGCUAUACCCAUUGCCCCAAAUGAGUGGCUGACAAAAGAUGACUUCUUAAAGAUCUUGAACGUGAACUUGGUUGGCCUCAUUGAAGUGACCCUGAGCCUUCUUCCCCUGAUCAGAAAGUCCAGGGGAAGAGUAGUCAAUGUUUCCAGCCCUGCUGGCAGAAUAUCUGUGUUUGGUGGUGGCUACUGCAUUUCCAAGUAUGGUGUAGAAGCUUUUUCCGACAGCCUGAGAAGGGAACUUUGUCCUUUUGGUGUUCGUGUGGCUGUCAUAGUACCAGGGAACUUUAAAACAUCCAUUUGCCCUCAUGAUAUGCAGAAUAUCCUCAAUGGGAUUUGGAGUCAAGCAUCCCCUGAGGUGAAGGAGAGCUACGGAGACAAGUACUUUGAAAGCUAUUGCCAGUAUCUUAGUAACCUUGCAUCUCAAGGACAAAAGGAUUUCAGCCCAGUCACUGACUGCAUGGAGCACGCCCUGACCGCUGUCCACCCUCAUACCUGCUACUUUGCUGGCUGGGACUCCAAAUACUUCACUCUCCCUCUGUCUUAUUUACCAACAUCUGUGGCCGACUUUAUUCUCAGCCUUGCUGCCAAUGUGGAAAAGCCUGCUGAUGCUGUGUAGUCUAUGAAUUCAACCUAAACACUGAUUCUAGACAGGGCAUUAAAAAAAAAAAUCACGUUCCUCUGGCAAAGAGAAAGAAUCAGGGGAGCAUGCAGCUCUCUACUUCAAUAGGUUCUCAGAGGCCCUGCCGUAUGUUCGUUCCCAAAUUCCCAAAUUCAUUUUCUCAAAAAAUACUUAGUGAGUUCCUCCCACAUCCCAGAUGCAGUUCUGGGUGCUUAAGAUUCAUCCAUACACAAACAAUGACCCCUGCCUCCAGGUUCUCACAUCCUAGCUUCUCAUCAGUGCAGGGUGACUCUGCCAAGAGAAUUAUGAAAAGUCAGAGGUCUAUGCUAUGAGGGCUCCAAAUAACCUGGUAUAAAAGAUGGGUGCGAUGUCAUGGCUACUAACUUGAAAAUCAUGCAUUAUUAGUGGUGUUCUAUUAUAGACAUAAAUUCUUUUCUUUCUAGAAGUUUUUUAUAACUUAGUUUUCUAAAAAUUACAUAAGCUAAUCAUUAAUUAAUCAAGUAAAUUAAUAAAUUCAAUAAUUUAGUCUUUACCUCUAAACUCUUGAAACACCCAGACUUAAUUACCUCUGCCCAGAUUAUCUGGCAGUGACCAUCUCGUGACUUGUCCUAUGACAGCCUCGCCUAACCCUUACCUUGCUUUCUGCCUCCUCCUCUGCCACUGAGCACACUCUGUGCCCUGCCCACUCCCUCUCAGCUCUGCCCCCUCUGGCUAUAUAACCCUGAGCAAAGCCACUGGCCUGAGGCCAUUUUCUCAUCUCUUAAAUGAGAAUAAUAUUCCCCAUAGGUUUGUUUCAAGAGUUCAAAGAGAAAAUAAACUGAGGUGCUCAGAAAUGGAUCCUUCCUCCUCCCUCUGAAGGAUGCUCAGGGAACUUAGGCUUCAAUUAUUCUAAAACUAACCAUUUGUCCUUGUGUCUCUUGUGGCAAUUUCUAAUUGUAUGAUGCUUUCUACUUGCCACACUAUGUCCUCUUCUUAAAAUGCCUAGCUCAUAUGAUAAUGCUGUUAUCAUUAUCAGCAUUAUCACUAUCAGAGGUAGGAAUUGCCUUAUCAUUCCCACUCACUGAUAUGAGAGCUGAAACUCAAUUUUUCAAAAUUCUGUGAACUUCCAGCUACAGGUACGGCAGGGACAAGAUCAGGUCUCCUGACCCCAAAUCCCAUGGUUUGUCUAAAUGGACAAACAGAGAUCUGGUGCUAGACCAACCUUUCUGUUCCUGCAGUGACAAAACUAUGCUUUUCUCACAUUGAAAGCAUUUUCAUUUGAUGCCUCAUCCAGGCAUGUUCUUAGGUAUCUCAAAGAGAAAAUAAUAUUUGUACUGGAAUUAUUGCUGUUUUUGAAGACAUAGGAAUUUGCUGUCUCAGUGCAUUCAUCCUAACAGAAUUAUUCCAAUUUACAAAUUAGAGCAUCAUGAUUUUCUGCUAUCGUUGAUUGCACUGGCCUGGACCUAAUUAAAUAAACAGUUACAGAUGAAAUUUGUGUCACCACUGUUAUGCCUUUAUUUUCAAUAAGAAUGGUUCUAAAAUGAGAUCUCCAACAAUCAAGCCAUCAUAAACAGAUGAACAUAUGUCAGGGUCCUCCUAAGUUGGAGAUUUCCUAUCCACAUGAAUAUCAUUACCAUAUACAGUUUGUGAAAAGAGUCACAUAAUUGAGAUAUAUGAUAAGUACAGUGAUUUCACAGCCCUGAGGAGUGUGGCAUUUUUCCUGAGAGUUCUAAUGGCAGAAUAAACUCUACCCCUUUUCUUCCAAUGAUUUGGCAGAUCUGAAAAACCCUUUUGAAUAAAUAAUUUCACUCCUUGGAAUUGAGCUUAAAAAACACAAUGACAGCAACACAUUAUUGAGUAACUAUUAUGUCCUAUCCACUGUGCCAGAUGUUGAAGGUGCAAAUAACAUAAAAUACAGCUCUUGGUUUCAAGAUGGCAGCAGACAGAGCGUACUGUUUUCUUAACCUCUAUACAAAAUCCUAGAAAAGGAGGGAGGAAGAAAGACCAUAUAAGAUAUAUAUUAUGCUUUCUUUAGGAAUAUAUGCAUGAAUGUAAGCUUACUUCAUAUAUAGAAAGAUAUACAUUAAACUAAUGGUAGAAAUUACCAUUGCAGAAAAAGAAAACAGAUCGAAAUUUAGGCUGAUUGUCAAAGGAAACUUCAGUUUUUUCUGUAAUGUUCUAAUUUUAAAAGAAAAUAAAGUUGUAAAUACGUAUUAAAUACGUAAGAUGUAGUAA